Messenger RNA from Mesorhabditis belari, 1035 nucleotides. The record is from the annotation of a GenBank genome assembly. NCBI's taxonomy places the organism in Eukaryota, Metazoa, Nematoda, Chromadorea, Rhabditida, Rhabditidae.
AUGAAGCUUCAAAUGUUGAUGUUUAUUAAUAUAUCUGCUGGUUACGAAGAUGAAAUGGAAGCAAUUAUUUCCUUCAGUUAUCUCCUCGAAACGUUCAUCUAUCUGUUGACCUUUUUAAGCAUUCCAUUCAGUCAUUAUGUUUCUUCAGCAGCUCGUAUCUUUCAUUCAAAUACACUAAUGAUUAUUCACACGGGAUUCUAUCAUUUUUACCUCUAUGGAAUUUCUCGUUUUGUGAUGAUUGCCUAUGAGAUACAGCCUGGUGCUUGUGAAAUCUAUCAAGAAAGCACCGAAACAUGUUCGCUUGUGCUACAAGUUGCCUCAUUUACGCGGGCUUAUAUGAUAACGCUUGUUAACGCCGGUCUUGCAGGAGUGAUGAUUGAGCGUAUUGUGGCUACUGUUUACUUUGCCACAUAUGAACAUCAUUUCUAUCAGCCAUACUUCAUUGGAUUGAUCCUUUUUGGAAUCUUUGUUUCAAUCGCGUUAGCGGGCUUUUUCACGUUUGCUAAAGUUUCUUUGCGUUCUUCAAAACUUCCCUUAGAUUUCUCUUUCUACCGUCGCGGUAUCUCGAACAAUAUUGAAAUCUGCGUCUCUCUUGUCACAGGACUUAUUGGUUUGUUGAUGACAUGGACAAACGAGAGACGAAAACGGAAACUUCACUCAAUGGGCUACACAUUAAGCAAAAAGUAUCAACUGAUAGUCAAUGUGAAAUCGAUGAAAAUUCUCUUACUCUACAUCUUGCACACUGCCAUAAACAACAUCAUUUACUCGCUUCUAUAUUUUUGUCAUUUCACCACAACAUCGCAAUUCUUCAAAUUCACGGUAAUGAUGCUAUUCUGUGAUCGUCAGUUGUACGAGUUCGCAAAGAGGAUCUUCCUAGGGAAAAUGAGAAGAAUAAGGCGUAUCAAUGUCGAACCGAAUAGACCGAAAGAGAUUGUGGACAUUCGAGUCAAAGAUGUUAACGGAAAGGAUAUGUACACCGGGGCAAAUCAAGACGAUUACUUCACUCAAUUGAAAGCUCAAUGGGAGAGAAUUCCA